This is a messenger RNA of Conger conger (European conger), 2401 nucleotides long. It is a transcript of the gene ecsit, whose product is annotated as ECSIT signaling integrator. Bases 196 to 1533 code for a protein of 445 amino acids. Lineage: Eukaryota; Metazoa; Chordata; Actinopteri; Anguilliformes; Congridae. Gene Ontology annotation, molecular function: protein binding. The transcript is spliced from 8 exons. Gene Ontology annotation, cellular component: mitochondrion. The record is from RefSeq and is a predicted model, not a curated record.
CUACUUUUUAGGUUCCAAAGUUCUAGGGGGAAAAUCUUAGCUGCCGGCACCCAGAAGAACUGCCGGUGAAGUAAUGGCGAUGCCCAUGUUUCUGAAGGAGAUUGGUUGCUCUAGCUAACGGAGAUGAAGCUUGUGGUCAUUUAGCCAAGCCGGCUGCAGGAUAUCAGACAACUGAAGGACCGUGAUGCAUCGACCAUGAACUCCGCUCCCUGUCUUUUACGGAUAAAGAAUGUAAAGGCCCUGACGUUGUGUCUCAGGGCCAUUGCUCCGACUGCAGCUCUGUUUCGAUCCCCUCAUGCACGCUCCCCGUUCAUGCACAGCUGUUCUGUCCAGCACUCACUAAGGAGUUUACAUGGCACUGGGGCACUUCUUAAGAUCCAACCCAUCGAUAAGGACUAUGGGGGUAAAUCUGGACAUGAGGGGGACCGCGAUAAAUCUCUGGUCACCCACGAUGAGCUGUUUGAGCGUGUGGCCCGGAUGUCCAGGACCAAGGCCACGUUCAACCGCGUGUUGGACGCCUUCGUAAAGCAGGACGUCCGACGCCGCGGGCACGUGGAGUUCAUCUACGCUGCUUUGAAGAAGAUGCCGGAAUUUGGGGUAGAGCGUGACAUUGCGGUCUACAACAAGCUCCUGGACAUUUUCCCCAAGGAGGUUUUCGUCCCCCGAAACUUCAUCCAGCGAAUGUACAACCACUACCCUCGACAGCAGGAGUGUGGCCUCGAGGUGCUGGAGCAAAUGGAAAAUCACGGACUCAUGCCCAAUGUGGAAACCAAGGUCCUUCUGGUGCAGAUUUUUGGGGUGAAGAGCCACCCCGUGCGGAAGUACCAGCGACUCAUGUACUGGUUCCCCAGGUUCAAGAACCUGAACCCCUAUCCUGUCCCGCACCAGCUUUCCCAGGACCCCAUAGAACUGGCUCGCUUCAGCCUGAGCCGUAUAGCGGCUGACCUGGACGCAAAGGUUACUGUGUAUCAGUUACCUUAUACAGAUGUGAUUGAGAGUGGGGAAGAGGUGUCACAGCCGUAUAUCGUAGGUAUCCAGAGUCCUGACCAGCGCUCCCUGCUGGCCCAGCACUGCACCAACAGACCUGUUUUUGUGGAGGGCCCCUUCCCCUUGUGGCUGAGAAAGACCUGCAUCUACUACUAUGUGCUGCGGGCUGAUCCACUGCCGCCUGAGGAGAAGGUGGAGGAGCCCUUCGACCCUGACCGAAGCUUCUUCUACCCGCUGCAGCUGGACCUGGACCUGGAGCGUGACAUGGGGGAUGACGACAGCUUCGAUGUCGAUGAAGUGGAGGAAGGCCCCGUCUUUGCCAUGUGUAUGGUGGGUCGGGGGGACCAGGCCACUCUCGGCCAGUGGAUCUCAGCCCUGCAGGAGACCAACCCCGUCCUGGGCAGAACCGCCACCCUGUUCAGACUAGAGUCUGGACCCCGGGAGCUCCAGAGUGCUGCAGAACCGGAACCAGCACCAGAAACCGAGGCAGAACCAGGGCCCACCGAGGAAGAGGAACCUCUGCGCAGCCAUGGCGCGAAGCAGUGAGACCGCUUACAGAGCUGCACCUGUGUAACAGCCAAAUGCUUCCCUGCUGCAAACGUUCUCACUUCCUCUUUCAUUACAUUCAUUACAUUUAUCUACAUUCUUGAUCUCCAACCCUAGUGCUUGAGAGCUACUGGGUCUGCUGGUUUUUGCACCCCGCUGAGACCAGGUGACGUUAGUUAACUGUAAUUCAUUCACUCCAAUUGAUUUGUUAAGUGCAGAGUGACAACGAAAACCAGCACACCCUGUAGCUCUCCAGGACCAGGAUUGGAGGCCACUGGCAUUGAUGCUGGCAUUAGCUAGCAGGUGAAGCAGUACUGCAAGUCACCCUUUCAUUGACUGCGUUUUAGUGAAGUGUUAACUUACUGGUGGUGAGCAUUGAAUUAUUUCCAUGCAUGGAAAUAUGGUUAUCCCUGGGGAGAUUGUUGGUGCUGUUCUUUUGAGACUGAUUUAUUUAUAGUUAAUCUUAUAUUAGUUUCCAUAGUUUCUGAAAUCACAAGGAACAAAAAAUAGGAUUAUAUUUGCAAAUGAAAGCUCUGAUGUUAAGCCUCUUAGUUAUAAUUUUACUUUAGUGAUGUUAUCUCACUCUAGAAGGCAUAAAUGUACAUCCAAAACUACCAAUGUACCAAGAACUGUACGUACAAUUUACAUUUUGGGAAUUGGGAAUACAGCUGCUGUUACAGACUAAAAAAUAUUUGUAACCGGAAUACAAGCAUUACAUAGCAACAGUAACUGUGAAGUAUCAGAACAAACACAUCUAAUUUUGAUAUUUUUUGCAUUAUUCCUGUUACACCUGAUUUCUCAGAAAGCCAUUAAUAACCGCUGCUGCUUUCCCAAUUUCAUUAAAGAAAAACAUUAUUUCAGAAAAAAA